Messenger RNA from Recurvomyces mirabilis, 1791 nucleotides. RefSeq lists its product as uncharacterized. The transcript has 2 exons. NCBI's taxonomy places the organism in Eukaryota, Fungi, Ascomycota, Dothideomycetes, Mycosphaerellales, Teratosphaeriaceae. Gene Ontology annotation, biological process: sucrose catabolic process; maltose catabolic process. Gene Ontology annotation, molecular function: sucrose alpha-glucosidase activity; glucan 1,4-alpha-maltotriohydrolase activity; oligo-1,6-glucosidase activity. Bases 1 to 1791 code for a protein of 596 amino acids. The record is from RefSeq and is a predicted model, not a curated record.
AUGACUACCACUAUCAAAUCCAAUGCCACACAGGCCUGGUGGAAGGAGUCUGUAGUCUACCAGAUCUACCCAGCGUCAUUCCUGUCGACUGGCUCCGGGAAUGCUCCAGGAUGGGGCGAUAUUAAAGGCAUCACGUCCAAGCUGGAUUAUCUGAAGCAUUUGGGGGUUGAUGUCGUCUGGAGCUCACCCAUCUUCAAGUCUCCUCAGGUAGACAUGGGCUACGACAUCAGCGACUACAAGGAUAUCGACCCACGUUUUGGAAGUUUGGACGAUGUCGACGAGCUCAUCCGGGAGCUAAAGAAACGUGACAUGCGCUUGAUGGUGGAUCUUGUGGUGAAUCAUACCUCAGACCAACAUGCCUGGUUUCUUGACUCUCGCUCUAGCAAGGACUCAGCCAAACGAGACUGGUAUAUCUGGCAACCUCCGAAGUAUGACGAUCAAGGCAAAAGGCAGCCUCCGAACAAUUGGGGCAUGAUUCUGGGCGACGCCAACAGUGCUUGGACCUGGGACGAGAAGACGCAGGAGUACUAUCUGGCACUGUUCACACCGGAGCAGCCGGAUCUCAACUGGCGUAAUCCUGAGCUCAGAGAGGCCGUUCAUGACGUGCUACGCUUCUGGUUGGAGAGGGGUGCGAGUGGAUUCCGCAUGGACGUUAUCAACAUGAUAUCGAAGGUCAAGGGCUACCCUGAUGCGCCUAUCGGCACACCUGGCGCGCCCUUCCAACCCGGCGAGAAGCACUUCGCAAACGGCCCGCAUCUACAUGAGUAUCUACGUGAGAUCAACGACAAGGUAUUGUCGAAAUUCGACACGAUCACGGUCGGCGAAAUGCCAUUCGUGCGGGACGAAGAGGAGAUUAUGAAAGUGGUAGGUGCUGACAGGAAAGAGCUGAACAUGAUCUUCAUCUUCGAUAUUGUAGACAUCGACAAUGCUCCUGGAGGGUUCAGACUAACCUUGCACGACUGGACACCGGCAGAUGUGCGAUCGAUCAUCACAAAAUACCAACGCCUGAUGCUUGAUCGUGACGGAUGGAACAGCAUCUUUAUUGAAAACCACGACAAUCCUCGCAGUGUCAGCCGAUAUGCAGAUGACAGCGAUCAAUACCGAGCGCUGAGCAGCAAGCUACUGUGUCUGAUGCAAACAACACUCGGUGGUACGCUAUAUGUCUACCAGGGCGAGGAGCUGGGCAUGCGCAAUCUGCGACCCGAAGUACCGAUGGAGGAGUACAUCGACAUUGAAAGUGUGAACUACUGGGAGAAGACCAAGAAGCAGCAUAGUGGGGACCAAGAGAAACUCAACUUUGGCAAGAAAGUCUUGCAAACCAAGGCUCGAGAUCAUGCUCGUACACCGGUGCAAUGGUCUGCGAAGCCUAACGCGGGAUUCUGCGACGAAGGUACGAAGCCGUGGAUGAUCGUGAACAGUGAUUACAAGACAGUCAACGCCGAAGUACAACGCACAUACAAGUCAGAAGACGAUCUGAGCGUUCUACAGUUCUGGAAACGUGGUCUGGCGAGCCGGAAAGAACAUAAGGACGUCUUCGUGUAUGGAGACUUCACUUUACUGGAGGACAGUAGUGAGAAUUUGUUUGCUUAUAAGCGCACGGGAGAUGAUGGCGCGGCCUUCGUCACAGUCUUGAACUUUUCUGGCAAAGACGUUGAGUGGAAUGUCUCGAAGGAGGCGAAUGUGAGCAAGUGGGUGACUGGAAACUAUCAGAAGGGUGCUCCGAGUCUCGACACUACCGGGCAGAUCAAGCUCAGGCCAUGGGAAGGUAUUCUAGGUGAGUGUGAGAAGUAG